AUUAGCCAGUCGUGAUCAUACCUGUAUACACCCUCAGGUAUCAACCUCAAGGAACAAGAAGGAGGAAUGCAAGGCACUCAUAGACUACAAAUAUGGAGCAUCCUGUGCAUUUUAUCAUAAAGUCCAGCAGAAGUUAGGUAGUCAGUAUAAACUGAGAGAAAACGGGAUCACAACUGCUUGGGACAUUGAAGACCUGGUGACUCUAGGGAGGAAGAUUAAGACUUGUCCCUAUUAUUCUACUAGAGCACUUUUCGAAGAAGCCGAAAUAAUUUUUUGUCCUUACAAUUAUUUAAUUGAUCCUUUAAUUAGAGAGCAGAUGAUGAUUAGGCUGGAAGACAGUAUACUGAUAUUUGAUGAGGCUCACAAUAUGGAGGAUGCUGCAAGAGAAGCUGCCAGUCUAACUGUUAAUAGUAAUCAACUCAAAGAAGUUGAAGAAGAAAUUGAUAAAAUAAUGGAGUUUUUGUCCCCAGAAAUUCAAAACAGCUAUCGUAUUGUUUAUACUUAUGUUGUUAAUAUUUCACAGUGGAUGGCCACUCAGUCGGAGAAAUUAACUAUAAGGAAAUUUGAGGAAAGCUGCAGUGUUUGGAAUGGAAACGAUUUCCUGCCAUUUCUGAAAGGAAUUGGGAUCACCAUUGAAUCGCAUUCAAUGAUAAUGCAUCAUGUUAGGACAAUUAUUGAUGAUACGUUUGAGCAAGAGAGUAAGGAAGAUAAGCGGCUCCCACCUCCAAAGUUACCCGUUGGUAUCGUCCACAUUAUUGAUAGUUUAUUCAUAAUUAUGGGAUACCUUUUCAAGCAAUCCCAAAAGUAUUUGAAUGAUUAUAGGAUUGCUUUGAAGAAGGCAAUGUCUAUUCAACCUCAGAAGAAGGUAUAUAUUGUGUUCUAUGAUCAACCAAUACAAAUGGAGACAUUAUAA
Messenger RNA from Amphimedon queenslandica, 913 nucleotides. Its product is annotated as Fanconi anemia group J protein homolog. The coding region runs from base 317 to 913 and encodes 198 amino acids. Gene Ontology annotation, biological process: double-strand break repair involved in meiotic recombination; nucleotide-excision repair. The transcript has 9 exons. NCBI's taxonomy places the organism in Eukaryota, Metazoa, Porifera, Demospongiae, Haplosclerida, Niphatidae. Gene Ontology annotation, cellular component: nucleus. The record is from RefSeq and is a predicted model, not a curated record. Gene Ontology annotation, molecular function: DNA binding; ATP binding; DNA helicase activity.